Acanthochromis polyacanthus (spiny chromis) is the source of this 4239-nucleotide messenger RNA. RefSeq names its product NACHT, LRR and PYD domains-containing protein 3-like. Lineage: Eukaryota; Metazoa; Chordata; Actinopteri; Pomacentridae. The transcript has 15 exons. The record is from RefSeq and is a predicted model, not a curated record. Gene Ontology annotation, molecular function: protein binding. Bases 480 to 3650 code for a protein of 1056 amino acids.
GUUCUGUGUUUGAUUUUUCUUUAUUCUUCCUUCUGUUUAUUGUAGUGAAGCUUCAUAUUUAUAGAACUGUGUCACGGUGGGAGCUGAGGCUUUGGAAUGAUUCUGGAAAAUGUUCACAAAUGUUCCCGUUUUACUAAAACUCACCAGAAACGGUUUCAUCAGGAAGACGUUUCCUCUUCUGUUGCCCUGACAACAGUGACGUCACAGCCCUUCCUGUUCUCCAAGUUAGUUUCGUUUUGUGAGUGUUUGUGUCGCUGCUUCUUUUCUCCGUUUGAAGUUCCUCCCAGCAGAGAGGAGGUGAAGGAGGAGAUGCAUCUUCAUCUCACGUUGUCAGUUUAAAGUGAUGUCAGGUUCAGACUGGUUUGUGUUUUGAGGUGUUUGUUUCCUGCAGAGCUGAAGAAGGACGAUCAUCGAGCUCAUGAGAGGAGCAGAAAGCUGUUUGACUGCAACAAGCUCAGUGGCUGCAGGUUUUCGCCAACAUGGAAAGGAUCCAUCAGAACCCAGGACAUCCAGAACCAGGACCAGAACCCAGCAGUGUGUCUAUGACUAGUGAUAGAUCAAAGGGCGAAAUCAUUGACUUUAAAAAACAACACCCUGCUGGAAAGAAGAUCCAUCAGAACCCAGGACAUCCAGAACCAGGACCAAAACCCAGCAGUGUGUCUAUGACUAGUGAUAGAUCAAAGGGCGAAAUCAUUGACUUUAAAAAACAACACCCUGCUGGAAAGAAGAUCCAUCAGAGCCCAGGACAUCCAGGACCAGGACCAGAACCACAACCCAGCAGUGUGUCUAUGACUAGUGAUAGAUCAAAGGGCGAAAUCAUUGACUUUAAAAAACACCACUCUGCUGGAAAGAAAGUGGACCAGCAGAAUUCAGAGGUUCCCAGAGCUCAGUCUGUCCAGCAGCAUGACCUGGACUCCAUAUUCAUGCUGCUGGAGAACAACAUGAUGACUUUUGUUAAGAAGGAACUGAAGAAGAUGCAGAAGGUUCUGAGUCAAGAUGACACAGAAUGCUCAGAGAGUCAAAGGGAGGAUGAGGAGGAGUUGGAGGGUAAUGAUGAAGAGCAGAGGAGCAGCAGAGAGAUGUUUCAGAAGAUCACAAUGUUCUUGCUGAAGAAAAUGAAGCAGGAGAAUCUGGCUGACUGUUUGCAGAGCAAACUUGCUGCUGCAGCUUGCAGACGUGAACUUAAACGUGGCCUGAAGGAGACGUUCCAGAGAGUGUUUGAGGGCAUCGCUAAAGCAGGACAGUCGACCCUCCUGAAUGACAUCUACACGGAGCUGUACAUCACAGAGGGAGGGACUGCAGAGGUCAAUGAUGAACAUGAGGUCAGACAGAUUGAAGCAGCAUCCAGGAAAGCAGACAGAGCAGAAACUAGCAUCAGUCCAGAAGACAUCUUUAAAGGCUCACCUGGAAGAGACAGACCAAUCAGAACAGUGAUGACAAAGGGAGUGGCAGGCAUCGGGAAAACAGUGUUAACACAGAAGGUGACUCUGGACUGGGCUGAAAACAAAAGCAACCAGGACAUCUACUUCAUGUUUCCAUUGACUUUCAGAGAGCUGAAUGUGCUGAAAGGGACAAAGUUGAGCUUGGUGGAUCUUGUUCAUCACUUCUUCAGUGAAACCAAAGCAGCAGGAAUCUGCAGCUUUGAAGACUUCCAGGUUGUGUUGAUCUUUGACGGUCUGGAUGAGUGUCGCCUUCCUCUGGAUUUCCACAACAAUAAGAUCCUGACUGAUGUUACAGAGUCCACCUCAGUGGAUGUGCUGCUGACAAACCUGAUCAGAGGAAAGCUGCUUCCCUCUGCUCGCCUCUGGAUAACCACACGACCUGCAGCAGCCAAUCAGAUCCCACCUGCCUGUGUGGACAUAGUGACAGAGGUCAGAGGGUUCACUGACCCACAGAAGGAGGAGUACUUCAGGAAGAGAUCUCAAGAUCAGGAGCAGACCAGCAACAUCAUCUCCCACAUCAAGGCAUCACGAAGCCUCCACAUCAUGUGUCACAUCCCAGUGUUCUGCUGGAUCACCGCUAAAGUUCUGGAGAAGCUGCUGGGAAGCAGACAGGCAGGAGAGUUGCCCAGAACUCUGACUGAGAUGUACAGCCACUUCCUGGUGGUUCAGGCCAAAAUCAAGAAUGUCAAGUAUGAUGGAGGAACUGAAACAGAUCCACACUGGAGUCCAGACAGCAGGAGGAUGAUUGAGUCUCUGGGAAAACUUGCUUUUCAGCAGCUGGAGAAAGGAAACCUGAUCUUCUAUGAGUCUGACCUGACAGAAUGUGGCAUCAAUAUGGAAGCAGCCUCAGUGUACUCAGGAGUGUUCACACAGAUCUUUAAAGAGGAGAGUGGGCUGUACCAGGACAAGGUGUUCUGCUUCGUCCAUCUGAGCGUUCAGGAGUUUCUGGCUGCAGUCCACUGUUACACCAACAGGAACGAGAAGAUUCUGGAGGACUUCCUGGGAAAAGAAUGGAAAGACACGAACAGAGACACUCUGGAUGUGUUCCUGAAGAGAGUCAUGGAGAAAUCUCUCAGAAGUACAAAUGGUCACCUGGACCUGUUUGUUCGCUUCCUUCAUGGCCUCUGUCUGGAGUCCAACCAGAGACUCUUACAAGGUCUGCUGGGUCGGACAGAGAGCAGUCCAGAAAUGGUCCAGAGCAUCAUCAACAACCUGAAGAAGAUGAACAGUGAUGAAAUGUCUCCAGACAGAAGCAUCAACAUCUUCCACUGUCUGAUGGAGAUGAAGGAUCUCUCAGUACAUCAGGAGAUCCAAGAGUUCCUGCAGUCAGAGAACAGAUCAAAGAAGGAACUCUCUGAGAUCCACUGCUCAGCUCUGGCCUACAUGCUGCAGAUGUCAGAGGAGGUUCUGGAUGAGUUGGACCUGGACAAGUACAGAACAUCAUGGGACGGAAAACUGAGGCUGAUUCCAGCUGUAAGGAACUGCAGAAAGGCUCGACUUUCUCACUGUAAACUGUCAGAGAGUCACUGUGAAGUUGUGGCCUCAGCUCUGAAGUCCAACCCCUCCCAUCUGACAGAACUGAACCUGAGCUGGAACAAGAACCUGCAGGAUUCAGGAGUGAAGCAUCUUUCUGCUGGACUGCAGAGCCCAAACUGUAAACUGGAGACUCUCAGACUGGAGACCUGCAGUUUGUCAGAGAUCAGCUGUGAUUCUCUGCUCUCAGCUCUGAAGUCCAACCCCUCCCAUCUGGAAUAUCUGGACCUGAGUCAGAACAACUUGAAAGAUUCAGGAGUGAAACGUCUGAGUGGUUUUAUGGAGAGUAAAGACUGCAUCCUGAAGACUCUGAGAUUGGAGGGCUGCAGUUUGUCAGAGAUCAGCUGUGUUUCUCUGGUCUCAGCUCUAAAGUCCAACCCCUCCCAUUUGGAACAUCUGGACCUGAGCGACAACAACCUGCAGGAUUCAGGAGUGAAACAUCUGUGUGGUUUUCUGGGGAGUCCAGCCUGCAGCCUCAAGACGCUGAGACUGAAGGGCUGCAGGUUGUCAGAGAUCAGCUGUGAUUCUCUGGUCUCAGCUCUGAAGUUCAACCCCUCCCAUCUGGAACAUCUGGACCUGAGGUAUAACAAGCUGCAGGAUUCAUCAGUGAAACAUCUGUUAGAUCUUGUGGAGUGUCCAGACUGCAGCCUGAAGACUCUGAGAUGGAAGUACUGAUCAGGAUGGUGUUUGUGCUGAGAGGAUGAAGUGUGUCCUGAUGAUCCAGAGGUUAAAGCAGCAGUAGCCAGUGUGUAGAGACUCUGACUGGACCAAGUUACUGGGAGGUGGACGGGGAACCAGUAUGAAAUGUGUUUUUACUGUAUAGUUUAGUGUUACAGCUUCACACUGUGAAUAACGGAGAACUGCAGUUAAUGUUGACUUGAUCUAUUGGAGGUUGAUGAUGUUCAGACUCAGAUGUUCUAACGUUAAUAUUCAGAUUAACCAUGAUCAGACUUUCAGAGAUUUUUACAGAUUUUGACAAAGCAGCUGCAACUCACUUACGGACUUCUUCUAUAUACUCUAAAUGUCUUCUUACCUGCACAAGUGCAAAAAAUGUGUCCACAUUUGACCUUCAGCUGCUCAAAUGAUUCCUUAGUCUGUGUUGAACUGUCUGAUAUUCGAAUAUUUCCAAUGUGUGGAGGCUGUAAUUAUCACAAACGCUUUACUCUUCAGAAGAUGAAAGAAAGAAGUCAUUGAUGUGUUUUACUGGAAAAGAGUGAACUAUGUGCAGUUUCUCAGAGAAAUAAAUGAUAUAUGUAUUCAUGCA